Molecule: messenger RNA, 1944 nt
Organism: Phytophthora sojae
Lineage: Eukaryota; Oomycota; Peronosporomycetes; Peronosporales; Peronosporaceae
Exons: 3
Coding region: 1-1944 (647 amino acids)
Biological process (GO): pattern specification process
Cellular component (GO): nucleus
Molecular function (GO): chromatin binding
Source: RefSeq, a predicted model, not a curated record
AUGCCGACCGCACUAUUAGCCAUGGAAGACAUCCAUCAUUUCGCCCCAGAACUCAGUCAUGCGGAGAAGACACGGGAUCAGGACACAGCAGCAGAUUCGGUGCUUAACGCGGAGUUAGGGAACCACGACGCGCAGCUACUGGACGCAGCAUUGGAUUUUUCAUUCGACACGGAGCUCUCGCCCAUUCUGGAGCCUUUUGCGGACGCUACAGUGGCCAUGAGCCCCCUAAGAAUGCAGAGGAGGCUUUCGAAGAGUCCUAGGACUCGCAGAACAUCCAGUUCUCCUUUGCGGAGAGCACCCGCAGUGACGACACCCCGACAGGUCAGCAGGACGGUUGGACACGUGGAGACAGCACAGGUGGCUAUCAUGAAGCGACCGAGGACCAGGGGCCCGUCGUGGCAGGAGUCGGAGCAGAACACCUUUUUCACCAUGUUUAAGGUCAAGUGGCCGCCUACACCGGAGGGGAAGCAGGCUCCUGCAUUCAGCUCGAUGCUGCUGGAGCGCUUCGACGCUAUCAGCACCAAGGUGAGAACGAAGAGUGUGAUGGAGGUGCGGCAGUUUUACACUGCGGUGAUGCAGAACAUUGCCGAGAUGCUCGAGGUCGUGGAAAACGAUAUUGACCUGAACAACCCGGAUCAAGUACGCAUUGCUGUGUGGUGUUGGCGCAAAUUGGUGGCUGACGAGAAGCACCACGACGAUUUCCAAGCGCUCGAAUCGGAUCCCGCAACAGUGAAGCCUCGCUUGGCCAACGCUCUGCUGCAGUCAAUUAUUCGAAGUCGCCGUCAAAUGCUCAAGGCCAAGGCAGACAGCGCGGCAGCCGGCAAUAAGGACAAGUCGGCGGCUCCUGGUAUUACGUCUAUCUCAGCUUGGGUGUCGCGGUCGAACCUGAGUUCCUUUUUCGCCAAAGGAAGUGUUCCAGCUCCUGAGAUCUCAUCAGUGCAGAUCCACCACCCCAUGGUGAGGAAGAAACACUCUGCUCCGCAGGGCAAGGUUGCUGCAAUGCCUCUCUCUAGUUCCCCCUCGGUCACUGAUAAUGCCACCAAGGUGUUGUCUCUGCCAACUGUGCAACAGCCACAUGGUGAGUCACCAGGGGGAGCGGUGCUUAAGCGUAAGCGCAGUGGGUCUACUGACCGUUCUCCAGCUUCUAAGAAGACCCGCCGAGCGGAAGUGGAAGACAUUACGUUCACUAGCCCACCUCCCACCGACAAGCGUUCCCGAUCGCGUACGCGAAAUGGCGUUGCAUUCCACACGCCUCAGCAAUCUCGAAAGAAACUUUAUAUCAAGAUGCGAAUGGUUCCGCGGGACAAGGAAACCAAGUCGAACAUGGUGCAAUGCGGCUGUAGACCAAAGGUAGAGCUGAAGUUGUCGUCGACCAAGAAAAUGUCGGAGAUCACGGAUCACAUGAGCAACAAGUGGGCUAAAGUUCGCUCGCUGCUGCCGAAGGGGGCCGUCCUGUGUUUCUUUCAGAAGAACGGGACUGACAAGUGGUCAAAGGAGGAGUCGAAUGUCACCUGCUUCGAUAUCUGGAAGCAGUGCGGCAAGCAGACUAAGGGCGAGAACGUGGUCGAGGUCUCGUAUCUGUGGAGAGUCCCGGCGGGACCCAAUGCCGCCGCAGAUGACGAAAAUGUCCAAGUGCAGGACAUUAUGCCAUUGAUGGCGCCGUCCGGACUAUUCGAGCAGGAGGUAGCUGCUCAAGUGCUGAGCAGUGGGGACGAAAGUGAAACAACGCAGCGCUCUCCUGCCUGUGGCCUGCAGGAGUUUGGUCAGAAAGUUGCGUUUGAUCGAAGCAUCACCGCCGAGGCAAAGGAGGAAGCUGCCGCGCUGGACGCGUUGAUCAGUGAUAGUGGCGACGAAGACCUUGGCGAGGAGUUUAGCCCAUUGACGGGCCGCAUGCGCCGGCGCAUCCAGCCGGUGCUCGUAUCUAAGGAAGAGUUCAAUAUCUAA